This is a messenger RNA of Amoebophrya sp. A120, 700 nucleotides long. Lineage: Eukaryota; Dinophyceae; Syndiniales; Amoebophryaceae. The record is from the annotation of a GenBank genome assembly.
AGCGCGCAGAAGCGGCCAGCCAGCUACUUUUGGGCAACUCCAUUCCGGGGCUGGGAGAAGAUGCACGAGAGCUUGAAGUUUUGUUUUCACUCAACGUGUUGGCUGCUCCGCAACACAGCGCACCAAACCAUAGCUACAUCGAGGCGUCUUCAUCUCUGCAACAACAGCAGGUCGGCCAUGAUACAACUGGAGUGCGCGCAGGUUCGAAGUCUUCUGCAGUAAGCGGAUUUGCGAUGGAGGCUGUACCAGAGCAAGCCGGUUUAUUCGGUUGCAAACCAGGGCGGAAUGAUGUUUUUACCGUUGGCACGGCGUCGUCGCCCUCUUCCUCAAGCGAUAGUUCCAGGGACGACUCCUCGUGUUUAAGAAGGUAAAAAACCUGUUUGCUUUGAUGCGGUUUAGGAGAAUGUGCAUGUCACGUACCAUAAUGACAAUGAUGUUUUUGAAAUUGUUUUCUCUUUCUGGUUCCACGAUGCAGCCGUCGUGUUUUGAAUCUGUAAUGCUAUAUGCGAACUACGUUUUUUCUCACUUUUUCCAUACUCUCCGUUGUCGCCGAGCUCAACCAAAGUAGAGACCGGAACGCAGCGGCGAAAACAGGCGUGGGGCGGAGGAGGGAAAAAACAGGAUACUGCUACGGGGGCCAGUGCUGGCUACAACAGUUUUCUUGAUAAUGUUUUGUCCACCGCUACGGGGCCUCGGACAG